Molecule: messenger RNA, 731 nt
Organism: Colletotrichum navitas
Lineage: Eukaryota; Fungi; Ascomycota; Sordariomycetes; Glomerellales; Glomerellaceae
Exons: 1
Coding region: 145-627 (160 amino acids)
Source: RefSeq, a predicted model, not a curated record
GGGGGGGGGAGUGAAAGGAGCGCUGACCCACGAGGGAAGGGAGGCUAGGUGAUGUAGGAGCGACGAAGGCGAGGGCGCGCCCAGCAUCUAGCGUCAAGUGUCGGGCGUCGUGUCCAGGAGCAGCAAGGUUGGCGGGGCUGGGAGAUGUUCAGGAUGACACCAGUAGCAAUUGCAGCGGCAGCGGCGUCGCAAGAGCGAGGUAGCUGCAAGGUACCGGGAGUCAGCAGUGCGGAAGCCGUCCAGGCGAAGGGUAUAAGGGAAGGAAGAUAUGGGUUUUGGCGGGCUCGUAUGCAAUGCGUGGCUGCAGCUGCAGGCAGAGAGAAGCGGAGCGUAUCCUCGGCAAAUUGUCUCGACUUGUCUCGACUGCGCGCGUUGAUCGACCGAGAUAGUCCGGACCUCAUGGGAAGGGGGGCAGGGGCCGUGCUUUCUGUUUCUCUUGUUUGGGCAAAGGGAAAGGCAUGCGAUGCGGCCUUUUCCUGUUGUUUGGUGUCUCCGUUGCGCUGGGUCAAACGGCAAAGAAGGGAGAGAGGUAAGGAGUUGUCUGGGUGCGCGCGCGCGCUUGUGUGUGUGUGUGCAAGUGCGUAUGUGGCACACUCAAGUUGCUCGGGUCUUUCUUGUUUCGAGUGACUGACAGACAGGAGGAACCGGAAUCUUUAGGGGGGUUAUUUCCUUCCUUUUGGCUUUCGCUGAAUUAGGGAUGGACUGGAUGGAGGGAGGGUCUGGCCGAAAGG